CCACCAACCACUUUUCCUCUUCAGAAGGAAUCGUAACUGACAACAUCGGAUUCUUGAUACUACGGGUCGUCCGGGGCCCGUCAAAGUAACAUUUCAGGAUGGUCGGAGCAACAGGAACAACAACGGCCUGUACCAUCUACAUCGCGACAGCUUUCUUCCAACCGCAACAGGGAGGAUCUAGCUGUAGACCUCCUUGAUGGGGGUUUUGGGGGUGGUUUUUCUUGGGAUGAUGGAGUGGGUGGUGGUGUGGUUGGAAUGGGAUUUGAGGUUGGUGGGUGGGAGAAUGGGGGAUGGGAUGGGUUGUGGGAUGGGUUGUGGGAUGGGUUGAGUGGUGGCUUGGAAAAUGUUGGGUUGGAGGGGAAUUGGGGAGAGCUUGCAAUUGCUGAUGUUGAUGGGAUGGGAGGUGUGGGGGAGGGCAUUGAGGGUGGCAAUCAAGCCUACCUUUCAGUGGUGCCUGGAUGCGAUGGUUCGAGCGGGGCUUCUUUGCCUGUGGUACCUGCGUCUUCUGAAGGAGAUUUAUUACCUGAACUUUCCUCCACAGAUUUCGAUUUUGGGUCUUACGCCAACUUCGAUAUGGAACACUUCGAGAUGGGCGGCCGUGAUAUCGAGAUUUCUGAAAGGGAUGGGGAUUUACGUGUUGGUGAGGGCGGUAUGAGUAAGUUUUCCCUUGUUGUGUCUUAUGACUCAUCUCUUUCAUGCCUUGGUAUAAGUUAAGGUGUACUUGGUGUUAACAUACAACAACAGACUUUUCUCCAAACAAUGAAGCAAUACCAAUGACAUCUUCAACUACAAAUCCCUCGCUGGAUACCACACCACUCUCUUACCAACAUCGUCCAUCAACUUCAACCUCACCAAACCAAUCUUUAUCUCUAUCUCCUCCAACAACAACAAAGGCCCCAUCAAAAUCAUCUGGACAUGUAAACACCUCCAAAAUCGAGAAGCGGACCAAGAAUACCCAGGCUGCGCGCCGGUAUCGACAGAAACGUGUUGAUCAGAUGGCGGGAUUGGAGGCGAGACUCAAGGAGAGUGAGGGGGAGAAGGAGGCGUUGAGGAUGAGGGUUGCGAGGUUGGAAGGAGAGGUUGAAAUUUUGAGGGGUUUGUUGAAGAAGGGAUGAUGCGCUUGUUGUUAGUCUCUCAGAUUCUCAUUUGAUUUUAGUUCUCAAGGGAGUAAAUUGAAGGGAUGAACUCAGACGAUGUCGGUUCCUGUGUUUGUUCAUGAUUUUCUUUUGAUGAGAUAUCAUUUCGGCAAAAUUCUUGUCAUCAUGUUUUUGGGGCUUGGUAUUUAUGGGAGCGGGUAAGAGGAACGGAUCUUACAGUUUCUUCUUUGGAGAUAAUUGUAACUUUGACUGUAGUAGGAAUGAUAUUUUGAUUUACAUUCUUCCAUCUCAUUUCUUUACGUUCUACAAUAUAUACUACUACCCACCACGUACUACUCCAUCACAAACUCCACAUCCUCUCAUUCCUACUCAUAAAAGCCCAUCAUCCAUCAUCGA
Hymenoscyphus albidus is the source of this 1493-nucleotide messenger RNA. NCBI's taxonomy places the organism in Eukaryota, Fungi, Ascomycota, Leotiomycetes, Helotiales, Helotiaceae. The record is from the annotation of a GenBank genome assembly.